AUGGUCGCUUUUUGUCGAGCAAGACUGCGAGCCAAGUCUCCCUUUAGCUCGAAUAUCUGUGAAGGAGUGGGAUGGAUAUGUGAAUAUUCGAGCGGCGGCUACGAGCAUCGUCUUUUGCGAGCGCCAGUACGACACGACACGCUCAACACGCUUCUCGUGGCUUUGCUGCUCGAAUACUCAAAUGUCCCACUCCCUCACAGAUUUUCGAGUAAAAGAGAGACUGCUCGCAGUGUACAAGGCAUAUUGACGCAUAUUAACGUCAUUUCACAACAGAAGACACAGUCACGGAAUGGCCGGAAAACCAGCUAAUAACUUGUCGGUUUUCGUCGACACUAAUAUUAUGUAAAGUGCAUGUUGUAGACUUUUUAAAAUGUUUUUCUUUUUUUUCCUGUGAUUUGAAUUUUUUAUAUGGGUAUUAAAUUUCGCGGGCAUUUUUAUUCGCCGGUCUUUAAUUCUGCGCUUUUCGCGAUUGUGGAUUAGUGGCAAAAUUAAAUAAAUUACCAAUAAGGUAAAUGUAGUAUACUUAGUCAAGGCUUUCUGACUCUCCCUAACCUGCGAUCAGGAGGUGUUUUUUCGUCUCCCAAACAAAAGGGGAGAAGGACCCCUGAUCGCAGUUUAGACUGUCCCUUGGGAGACGGCGACAAUUAAUAUUUUUCCGCAAUCCAAUAAGAGCUUUUGAACGAAAUUAAUAAAAAGCGCACGAUUGUAUCCCAAAACGAAAGUAAUGCUAUACUCGUCGUGGGGAAGUGUACACACGUUUUAAUACACUUCUAUGAACUCUAUACUUUAAAAGAUGUGUAUCAAACUUCAAGACAAACAGUUACUUACGUACCAAGGGCAGAUUUAGGGGUGGGCCCAGGAGGCCACGGCCCCCCCUUUUGUCAGGGAAGUUUUUUUCUUUUGUAAACGUGUGUCGGAUGGUACUUCGACCUUUGUUACUUAAAUAUAUUUUCUUUACCGUGCAUUGUUAAUAAGAAAAGAAGCUGUGUUUGAAGCCAUUUUUAGUCGCAAAUGCCCAAAGCUCCCAGAAUGCAUGCAGUACUAUCCGUCUCAACAAAAUGGAUUUGACAAUUUUUCAGGGAGACAGUGCUGCCGCCUUUGCCGGGAGGUUGUGCUCUCCCCGCAAUCGCUUCUGCCCCUGCUAGCAGCAUAAAGUGUUAUAUUACUUCUUUGACCAAAACCACACCCGUGGUUUAUUAAAUAUUUCAGCAUUACAUCUUCAUUAUCGAAGCCAGGCAUUUGCUAAAUUUAAGCGUCUAGAACGCACUAGGUUGCAUCUCAGAUAACUUCAGUCUCAAAAAUUUUCCCGGAGGAGCAUGCGACCGAAACUCCCUCGAAAAGUGCGCCGUUCGCAGUCCUGAUGGGCGCUAUCGCGCCCAUAUUGCCACUUUAUGCUAUAUCUCUAGCCCUCCCCCUCCCCCUAUCACAAAUCCUCUAUCCGCCCCUGAGUACAAUAAUUCAUAUUCAUUCAUCACCGAGAAGUGAGAAUCGCACUGGGUUUUUCUCUUGAGGGAACUGUACAAUCAGUUGGAAUUCUCGUAAUUGGUGUUAUCUCUUGCUUUCUUUGCUUUAGUUUUGUUUUCUUUAUUUGCUGUGACAACCUGAACCAUGAUAUUCUUAUUCGUUUAUUUUUAGUUUUUCCUCUCUUUUGCCCAAGUGAAUGUAUUUACAGCGUCUUGUUCUUAUACAAGUACUAUGAUAUUCAUGUUCAGGUAGGAAAGACUCAAAAUAUAUAGGUGACCGCUGCUUUCUCUGGUGCCCACGCAAAGUCUUUGAGAAUCAAACACGCUCUCAGUAUUGCAAAACGAACACACCUCAAACUGCUUUUUUCCCUUUAAAUUAAAGGUAAGUUAAACAACUACUUCUAUGUCUCAAAAAUGAAAACUCAUUAAGAUUGAUAUUUUUAAUUUAGAAUGGAAGGAUGACGAAGUAAAAAUGAACAUUUGCCUUGCUCCUUCCGUGAUUUAGAAAAUAGCCUUUUCUCGCCAAGGCAAUUACAAGUUGCAAUCUUUUAAAAGACUUCGUAUCAUUGGAAGAGUUUCUAUGCCGGAUAUAGUUUCCUGACAGAUAAUUGUUUAAAACAGGUAUUGACAAUGUGAAUUUCCAUAAUCUAAAUCGUGCUGAAACACCUGUUAUCUGACUGGAUAAAAGCGAGAGAUCAAUUUUAUCUGAUCUGGUUUGUGCUUCCAAACGAAAUGAAUUCAGGGAUCGGAAUUUAAGAGCAACACGGUGCAAGAAGGAAGAGAAAGAUCAUACAUCAACUCGAUAUAUUCAAAAAAUUCAAGAGCAAUUAAGUUGCCAAACUUGGACAGUAGAACAUCAUGGUCUAAAACCUAAUCUGGAUUUGCAGUCUAGCUCUCUAAUGAAAAGCUAACAGCCUAGUUGUUAAUCUUUUAUUGUUUUAUUCUUUGGCUAGCCAAACUUCAGUCUCAGGUUCCAGGGCUCUUGCUUCUUUUAAUGAUGACACUGAAAGCUGAUGACUUGCGUUCGGCCAUCAUUGUUAACUGCGUCUUGAACGCCUUUUUAAGUUACACAGCCACCGCGCUGAACUCUGUAACCUUACUCGCGUUAAGGAAAUCUUCUAAGACUUUGCCGAAGCCUUUGAGGACAUUGCUUCUGAGUCUGGCUGUUUCUGAUCUUGGUGUUGGCUUACUGGUUCAACCUUUGUACAUUCUAUUUCUUGCCAUGGUAUUUCAGCAAGGAAAUACUGAAACUCAAAUUAUCGAGAUCACAUCCAAGGUUUCCAUCGUCACUAUAACUUUUUUCGGUUAUGCCUCUUUCUUUGGUGCUGCGGCUCUAGCGGCAGACAGAUUCUUGGCUGUUCAUCUUCAUCUGAGAUAUCAAGAACUUGUUACUCACAAGCGCCUUGUUGCCGUGGUGAUCUCGGUUUGGGUGUUCAGUGCCAUUCUUUCCAUGACAACGGCUGUUUUCCAACACACUCGGUAUAUUGUCGUUUCCAUCACUGGAAUAGUCGUUGAAAGUGUUUGUUACUUAGCCGCGGCCCUGUUUUAUAUCAAGAUUUAUUUGGCCGUACUGUAUCACAGCAAACAAAAUAAAAUUCUGCAAGUACAGCCUACACAGACUAGGGUUGAAAAUAUGACGAAUACUGCGAAGUUAAGGAAAGGUGCAAUUGGUCCAUUUUAUGCUUACCUUGUGUUUUUGGCUUGUCAUCUACCAAGCUCGUGUAUACGAAUAAUUUUGGAAAAUUCUGAUUACAAUAACGUAACAUGGCAGUUGAUAAAAUAUACCCACACUCUAGUGUUCCUCAAUUCCUCUCUGAAUCCUCUGAUUUACUCCUGGAAGAUGAGACACAUUCGACGCGCUAUCAUGGAUAUGCUGCGCAACAUAUCACCACGUCGAUAG
This is a messenger RNA of Porites lobata, 3363 nucleotides long. Lineage: Eukaryota; Metazoa; Cnidaria; Anthozoa; Scleractinia; Poritidae. The record is from the annotation of a GenBank genome assembly.